GGCACAGUUACAAAAUCUGAAGGAGAGACAUAUGCAUUGCAUAAUCUAUUACAAGAUGUCGUUCUUCUAAAACAAGGACUUGCGUCGACAAUGAGCCAAGUUACCUUUCUUCAGAGUGAGCUGAGAGAGCAAAGAAAAGUACACAAAAGUGAAAUAGAAAAUCUACGUCACCAGAUGGAAAUGUUACAGCAGUUUACCAUUUUGUGCAAUCGGACUUGUCAUGAAGGAAUGCAAGAGACAAGAAAGAACAUUUCCAGUCUUUCAGAUAAUUUAACACACUUGAACAAGUCCCUGGAACUCGAUGGAACGAAUAUCUACUUCCUGAACAAGUCAAUGAAAAAUUUUGAACACGAUCUCUCAGCUACUGUUCAAAGCCUGAACACGAUGAAACAGUCCAUUAGUUUUGAAAUUCAGCAAGAGUUUCACCAAAACAGGCAGGACAUAGUUAACAACAUAACGACGCUUGGGAAUUCUGUGGAUAUUGCUACAAAACAGAAUCACUAUAUUUCCCUUUCUUUGAAUGACGUCAGAAGGGAUUUGCGGCAUCUUGAACAACAUCAGGAAAACACUACUUUGUUACUUGAAGAACUGAGGAAGAACAUCGCGGAAUCAAAUGAAGUGAUAGUCAACAUAGACCAUAAAACAAAUGAUUCCAGAUAUAGAGAGAUGACAUCAAGCCUCGCCAUAUCUGAAAUGCAAACAAAGAUCCAAAACUUAGUAUCAGAUGUAAAUACCAGAAUUAGCUUCACAGCCGGGAGAACACAAUCCAAAAAGAACUGGACCGUGGGAGAAAGAAUUGUAUUCACAGACGUGAUUGACAGUCAAGGGGGUGGAUACAAUGCAACUACUGGAAUAUUCACAGUCCCCAAAAACGGGACGUACCUCUUCUUCUGUAAUAUUUUGGCGUAUGCUAACCACACCUUUAAUGCCGAUAUCGUUGUCAAUGGACGAACAAAGGAGAGGGUUGUGACGAUCGCGUAUGGUGUACCCAUAGCGUCAUCCAAUCUUCUAAUAAUACGCCUAAAAUCAGGGGAUCAAGUCUAUGUUAGGCUUGCUUUAGGAAGCCAUUUGCUCUGUGACUGGGCACAUGAAGUGACAUUUUCUGGCAUAAAAGUAAAAUAG
This is a messenger RNA of Saccostrea cuccullata (small rock oyster), 1122 nucleotides long. RefSeq lists its product as uncharacterized. Lineage: Eukaryota; Metazoa; Mollusca; Bivalvia; Ostreida; Ostreidae. The record is from RefSeq and is a predicted model, not a curated record. Gene Ontology annotation, molecular function: protein binding. Bases 91 to 1122 code for a protein of 343 amino acids. The transcript has 3 exons.